GUGCAUGUGCGCACGUGAGGAUACCUGAACAAUAGCUCACGUCCGCGUGAUCUCGCCAGUUUAGCUACGAUUGCGUGUUAGUGUUUGGCGUGUAGGAGAAGUAUAGCAGUGACAGUACAGCGUGGCGUUUAAUACAGCGUCGUUAGUGGUUUAUGUGAUUUGGUGAAUCGUUGUGAAUCGUUCGGAUCGGAUGUGCUCGGAUGUGUCUGUGCUUUGCAGGCAUGUCGCUGGCUGCGUGUUCUCUUGACGACUUUACCAGUCUGGAUUUCGACUAUGACAAGCUCAAUAUACCUAACCUGGAUAGCAGUCCGAAUGUGAUCGUCGUGUCGCAACCGGAGGUUCUCCAGGAGCUCUCUCACACCGACCUGCAUGGCCUCUUCUCCGACCUAGACGAGGAUUUCACGGGACUCGAGCGUCCCUUCAGUCCUCCGUCCCUCAGCAGCGACCUUCACACGCUGGACGCGAAGAGGUCUCCAUUCAGCGGUGACGUGGAGAGCGACCUUCCGUUUUGUGACGACCUCAGUUUCAAUGGCCUCAAUAGUGACACUAGUUUAGAUUAUAACAACAUAGACUGUCUAGAAAGUACAUUACAAGUGGAAAGUUCGUUAGACUUCGACUCGGAGGACUUGUUAAAAGACGAGAUCGGACGGCGACGGAAACGGAAGCGAACUGGUGACGGGAUUUCCGUGGACACUGUAUGUGUUGCUUUAAUCGGGAAAUUCAUGAGCCCAAGAUUCAGUCUGACAAUUUGUUAA
Messenger RNA from Priapulus caudatus, 755 nucleotides. RefSeq lists its product as uncharacterized. The record is from RefSeq and is a predicted model, not a curated record. The transcript has 4 exons. NCBI's taxonomy places the organism in Eukaryota, Metazoa, Priapulida, Priapulimorpha, Priapulimorphida, Priapulidae. The coding region runs from base 201 to 755 and encodes 184 amino acids.